This is a messenger RNA of Phytomonas sp. EM1, 906 nucleotides long. NCBI's taxonomy places the organism in Eukaryota, Euglenozoa, Kinetoplastea, Trypanosomatida, Trypanosomatidae. The record is from the annotation of a GenBank genome assembly.
AUGGUAGUCAUUGACCAGACAGUCUGCAAUACCCCCAACAUCAAUGUGAUUCACCGUGGCCCCGUUAUCCCGAUUCGCCCGCGUCUUCAGCUGGAUUUGCGCCAACCUGACUCCGCCAAUCCUGUCCGUAUUGCCUGUCAUCGAGGGGAUUGGCGGAAUUACGUCGAGAAUACGCUGGAGGCGGUGGAGAGCUGCAUUGCCAUGGGGGCCGACAUUGUCGAGAUUGAUGUUAGGCGCACGAAGGAUGGGCAUCUCAUUGUUAUGCAUGACGAGACGCUUGAUCGCACAAGCAAUGGAAAAGGCCGCAUCUGUGAUCACACCUUGGAGGAAAUUCGCGCUCUACGCCUGAAAGACGGGUUGGGGAAUAUCACGGACUUCACCAUUCCGACCGUCGAGGAGGUGCUACUGCUCGCCAAGGAUCGUAUCAUCGUCAAUCUGGACAAAGCGGAUGUAUGCCUCGGUGAGGUGUACCAGCUGCUGGAAAAAACGGGGAUGGUAUCGCAGACCAUUCUUAAAUCUGAGUCUACCUACGAAAAGAUGAUUGAGAAGUGGGGCGAUCUGAUGGAAAAGGUCGUCUUCAUGCCAGUCUUCAACCUGAGCAAGAAAACAAAGCCGGAGGAUUUGCGGAGCCUCUUCGCGCCACAUCACCAGUUGUACGAAAUCAACUUCGAAGAAGAAGACCUGGAGAAACUUCUCCUCAUCAAGAAGCUGGCCACACAGACGGGUGGAUCCCUUUGGAUCAACACAAUUUGGCCCACCACCUGUGGUGGCCACAACGACGAUCGCGCCCUCAAAGACCAAGACGCGACGUGGGGCUUUGUCAUCGAUGUCCUCGGUGCCGGCGUCCUGCAGACGGAUCGACCGCAGAUGAUGUUGAAGUACCUCGAGAGCCGCGGCGAUCAUUGA